This is a messenger RNA of Dendronephthya gigantea, 994 nucleotides long. Its product is annotated as rhamnosyl O-methyltransferase-like. Gene Ontology annotation, biological process: lipid biosynthetic process. The transcript is spliced from 4 exons. Bases 313 to 894 code for a protein of 193 amino acids. Gene Ontology annotation, molecular function: methyltransferase activity. The record is from RefSeq and is a predicted model, not a curated record. Lineage: Eukaryota; Metazoa; Cnidaria; Anthozoa; Malacalcyonacea; Nephtheidae.
UAGGCGAAAAAAACCAGGAACGAGGAUGUGCAUGGACAAAUACGGGAACAUAUACCAUAUACAUUUACUUUGAGAUAUAGAAUCUAAUCAUUUAAGAGGAAAGGGUACCUUUGCCCCGCUUGCCACUGCUGGUAAAAGGCAAGGGGGGCAGUUGCCCGGUGAAGAUGGCUUGUUUAUCAUCAGAUUGGAAUAUAGCUGUCAUCUGUGCUUUCGAACUGAUUCCUAGUGUAAACAAUCCAAAUGUCUACUACCACAUUCUAUUAAUUCCGUUGUUAAGGCAAAUAUCAGACGAUUUGGAAUGGAGUGGCAGUCAUGAAAAGCGCCGUCGACUUGGUUACUUUGCAAGAUUUGCUUGGCCGUGAAAAACCGGCGACAAUUAUCGAAUUUGGCAGUUAUGCAGGAGGAUGUGCCUUAUGGUAUGCCGACACAUUAAAAUGUUUUGGUGUGAAAUCCCACGUUUAUUCUCUCGACAUUACACCCGAAUACUUGCACGAAACAGCGAAAAAGAGAGAUGAGAUUACUUUCAUCACAGCUGAUGUCUCGAAAGAUAUGGAGAAGGUCCUCCCGGAGAAAAUGUUGAAGGAGUUACCACAUCCUUGGUUUAUCUCUGAAGAUUGUCAUGUUCGUCUGGAAAAAUCUCUGGGCCAUUUAGAGCCGUUCAUGAAACCUGGAGAUUACAUGCUAGUCGAGGAUACACACCCGUUAUCAAAUGCGAACUAUCCGGGUCAAGGUUCAACUUCAAGCGAUUUCGACGAAGCUGGUCUUGGAAAACACGACGAUUUGAGAAAUUUUUUGAAAGCUCGUCCUGGAAAAUUUCUCGUUGACUGCCAUUACACAGAUUUUUUUGGAUAUAAUGGUUCCCCGAUGAUGAACAGUUAUUUAAAGCGGGUCUAAUUUUUGUGUCGUUGAAGGGCAAAUAUAGCUACAUCCAAAUGAUCCAAUUAUUGAAUAAUAUUUGACUGAUUUUGAAUAAAAUGUACCGAGUAUACUCCGG